GGCCGCUCGCCCCCCACUGCCCAACCAUGAGCAAAUUGGGCAAGAUCUUCAAAGGGACCCGCUCCUCCCGGGCCCGCGCCGCUCCCAGCCCCCAGGAGGCCCUGGCCCGCCUCCGGGAGACCGAGGAGAUGCUGGCCAAGAAGCAGGAGUACCUGGAGAACCGAAUCCAGAGGGAACUGGCCCUAGCCAAGAAGCACGGAUCCCAGAACAAACGAGCUGCCUUGCAGGCAUUGAAAAAGAAGAAGAGGCUUGAGAAGCAACUCACUCAGAUUGACGGCACCCUGUCUACCAUCGAGUUUCAGCGAGAAGCGCUAGAGAACUCACACACCAACACUGAGGUCUUACGGAACAUGGGUUUCGCAGCCAAGGCCAUGAAGGCAGUUCAUGAAAACAUGGAUCUGAACAAAAUCGAUGACUUGAUGCAAGACAUCACAGAGCAGCAGGACAUCGCCCAAGAGAUCUCAGAAGCGUUCUCUCAGAGGGUUCAGUUCGCCGAUGGCUUUGACGAGGAUGAGCUUCUGGCAGAACUCGAGGAACUGGAGCAGGAGGAAUUGAAUAAGAAGAUGACAAGCAUGAAGCUUCCAGAAGUGCCAUCAUCUUCCCUCCCUGCACAGCCCAGUAGGAAGCCCGCCAUGCCCUCCUCAGUACACCGAUCUCGAGCAGCGUCUUCCAGGAAGACAGAGGACGAUGACGAUUUCAAGCAGCUGGCAGCUUGGGCUACUUAAGCCCAAGCUUUUGGCAUCUAGAUUAGUGAGCUGCACAUAAGAUGUAAAUGCUUUUGCAAAGCUUACAAGCUGGCAGAGACCUCUUUCAUGAGUUGUCUCCUAUGUGACAGUUAAGUCAUGUGUGGACUCAGGGAAAAAUGCAAAGGGGCUGGUAGCAUCUUAGAAGACCUUUCUAGACUGACGUAGUCAGAACUAUCUGCUCUGUUCACUGUUGUGUUUCUAUUGAUCCUUUGUAUAUAUGUAUUGAAAGAAACCCGAUUCUACUGACAUUUAGUGCCUAUUUCAGCUUAUGAGUCACCUCUGGGGGAUACCUAGGGUAAUUGGGGGAAAUAUCUAUGCAAAAUCAAAGGCCGCUGUGUGCAUCCAAGUCACCCGUGAUAAAUGUAAACACACUUCUAGAAUAGCUUUGGAGAGAAGUCUUCAGUAAGUGUAUAUAUAGAUAGUUCCAAUUGAGUUUCAGGGUUGAAAAUCUUCAGGGAGCUGUAAUGGACGUUUAUUAUGCCGGUUGAGCUUUAAGCGAGGCAAUGCGCACAUCUCCCCAAGUUCUGGAAACACAAGCAGUUUAGCCUGCUGAGCAGGACUCUCCCGUGUGUGAUUCAGCCACUUAGGAAGCUGAGUGCACACUGGCAGGCCAUUACAAUGCUGUUUUGUCUUCACAGGAAUGUUCAUCCUUUCCUGUUUUAUGCUCUCUUGCAUUCUAACCAGAG
Messenger RNA from Phodopus roborovskii (desert hamster), 1432 nucleotides. It is a transcript of the gene Chmp4c, whose product is annotated as charged multivesicular body protein 4C. NCBI's taxonomy places the organism in Eukaryota, Metazoa, Chordata, Mammalia, Rodentia, Cricetidae. Gene Ontology annotation, biological process: late endosome to vacuole transport via multivesicular body sorting pathway; vesicle budding from membrane. The coding region runs from base 27 to 725 and encodes 232 amino acids. The transcript has 5 exons. Gene Ontology annotation, cellular component: cytoplasmic side of plasma membrane; multivesicular body; ESCRT III complex. The record is from RefSeq and is a predicted model, not a curated record.